AAUCACCUAACUGUACGCCAUGCAAAAUGUCCGCCGUGGAAAUGGUGAUGAGCUCACCUGUGCGCGCUCUCAGUGCGCCUCUGGCGGAAGCGCGCGGUACUGCCAGGCACCGGCGCACUGCCGCCGCGCGGGGGCGCGCAAACAAAGCAGCACGAGCGGCGGCUGCAGCCUGCAGGCCGAGACGCUGAGAGCAAAUACAGCGCAGGCCGCUCUUAGCAAGCGGAGACCUCUCCACGAACCUCCACCCACGGCCUGGACCGGGCCAUGGCGGCGGAACCGUGCUCGCAGAUUGAAGCUGAACUUUAUUACCUGAUCGCCAGAUUCCUGCAGUCUGGACCAUGUAAGAAAUCCGCUCAGACACUGCUGCAGGAGCUGCACGAAUACGAUAUCAUCCCGAAGCGCUGGAGCUGGGAAGGAAAGCAGUUUAAGCGAAGCUUUGAAGACUGGGUCUUGUUAAAUCAGCACAUACCUGCGGAUUACCUGUUGCGCGUGUGUGAGCAGAUUUCCCCAUUGAUAGAUAAACACAUUCCUCCUAGUGUUCCUGGAGUCCACAGUUUACUGGGCAGCGGGCGACAGUCAUUACUACGGACAGCACAAAGUUCUUCUCAUACAGUAUGGAGUGGUUCUGCAGUAGUCGCUUUGCACAGGGGACGGCCCCCAGAACCACCUCUCAACUGUGCCAAACCACCAAAUAUAGUGUCAAUCAUGGGUGCUCGCCAAAAAACAGGAGUGGCUCGAUUUGGCCACGUCGUCCCCUCCUGUACCUAUCAGCACAUGAAGAUGCAUCGAAGGAUUCUGGGCCAUCUCUCAUCAGUGUACUGUGUGGCAUUUGACCGCACUGGGCAGCGCAUUUUUACGGGUUCUGAUGACUGUCUAGUGAAGAUCUGGGCGACGGAUGAUGGCCGUCUCCUAGCCACUCUGCGUGGACAUGCAGCAGAGAUUUCAGACAUGACUGUGAAUUUCGAGAACACGCUCCUUGCUUCCGCCAGCUGUGACAAGGUCAUCCGCGUGUGGUGCCUGCGUACCUGUGCACCUGUGGCAGUGUUGCAGGGGCACACAGCCUCUAUCACCUCCGUACAGUUUUCUCCUUCAGCAUUAGGUUCCUCUCGGCAUCUGGCCACCACUGGCGCUGACGGGAUGGUGUGUUUCUGGCAGUGGAACUCACUCAGUAUGAAGUUUAAUGAUCGGCCUGUGAAGUUUAUGGAACGUUCUCGUCCCGGAGUUCAGAUAUCCUGCAGUUCCUUCAGCUCUGGGGGAUUGUUUUUGGCCACCGGAGGGACAGAUCACAUGAUCAGAGUUUACUACCUCGGCACAGAGAUGCCUGUGAAGUUUUCUGACCUGGACUCCCACACGGAUAAAGUUGUAGCUAUUCAGUUCUGCAAUAACACAGACAGUCUCAGGUUUGUGAGUGGCAGUCGGGAUGGUACGGCUCGGAUUUGGCAUUACCAACAGCAGGAAUGGAAGAGUACCGUGCUGGACAUGACCACCAGAUUACCAGGGAGUGCUGUGAUAUCAGGCGAUGACAAAUCGACUAAGUUGGUUGUGACCAUGGUCGCGUGGGAUCGUUACGAUCGCUCCAUCAUCACAGCUGUUUCAAACUGCCUCCUCAAAGUCUGGAACUCAGCAAAUGGCCAAUUACUACAUGUGCUGUCGGGUCAUGAUGAUGAGGUGUUUGUUUUGGAAGCACACCCCUUUGACUCACGAAUCUUGUUAUCAGCUGGUCAUGAUGGUAACAUCUACAUCUGGGACCUCAGUAAAGGCCUCAAGAUCAGAAACUUCUUCAAUAUGAUCGAAGGCCAGGGUCAUGGUGCUGUGUUUGACUGUAAAUUUUCUGUGGAUGGGCAGCACUUUGCCUGCACUGACUCUCAUGGUCAUCUGCUAAUCUUCGGAUUUGGGUGCAGUCAGCCUUACGAAAAGAUUCCAGACCAAAUGUUCUUCCAUACGGAUUUCCGGCCGCUGAUCCGGGACUCCAAUAACUUUGUUCUAGAUGAGCAGACGCAGCAGGCACCCCAUCUUAUGCCUCCACCUUUUCUGGUGGACGUAGAUGGGAACCCCCACCCUCCUCGUUCCCAGCGCCUGGUGCCAGGCAGAGAAAACUGCAAAGAGGAGCAGCUUGUGCCACAGCUCGGCUACAUGGCUAAUGGUGAUGGUGAAGUGGUUGAGCAGGUGAUUGGCCAGCAGACUGCAGACGAGUCUCAGGAAGAAAGCCCAUUGGAUGACCUGAUUAGGCAGCUCCAGCACCAGCAAGAUGAGCAGCUCAACUCAGGAAAUCCUACAGUAGGUGCUGAGGUGGCAGGUGGUCCUCUGUCACCCCCUAACGUUGGGCUGCGACGUAGCGGACAAGUUGAGGGUGUACGGCAGAUGCACAAUAAUGCCCCCCGCAGCCAGAUCGCCACUGAGAGAGACCUGCUGGCGUGGAGCCGCCGCGUGGUGGUUAAUGAAGUCCAGCCUGGCAUAUUCAGAGUGAUGGAAGACAGUAGGCGUGCUAAAGGAGAGUUAGAAAGGUCUUUCUACAACAUUGAGAAGAAGAAGAAAUCUGCACCCGCACCAGGAAAUGAGCCAGUGGGAGAGAGUGGUCGCGUGUUACGGAGGCCUCAGCGCAGGCCUCAGCAGAGGAGACACACGUAUCAGACUCGCUCGACUCAAGAAAGAAGACGCAGCACAAGUGUGCUCUCAUACAACCACAACGAGGAAAGUGUGGCAGAGUCCGACAGUGAAGUGGAGCAGCUGGAGGAGGAGCAGAAUGAAAACAGUGACGUGUCCUCUGAUGGUGAAGCUCAGUGGGAGAAUGACAGUAGCUCCAGUGACUCUUCUAGCGAGUAUUCUGAUUGGACGGCAGAUGCGGGAAUCAACCUCCAGCCUCCGAAGCGAACAAGUAGAAGGCUGCCGGCUCGUGUUGCUGUGAGCAGUAGCUCUGAGGACGAGGAGGGGACGGGGCAGGGGCCGGGAGAAGGAGAGGCUGAGAGAACCAGUAAACGCACUGAAAAGAAAAAGAAACCUAAACAGCGGUCUGUGCCUGCUGGCGAUUUAGAGGAAUGGUUGCCCCCAUCUUGGAUCAUGGAGACCAUUCCAAGACGAUCACCCUUUGUACCUCAAAUGGGAGAUGAGCUGAUAUAUUUCCGUCAGGGUCAUCAAGCAUAUGUCCGAGCCGUGUGUCGUGCCAAAGCCUACAGCAUCAACCCUCAGAAACAGCCCUGGAACCGCCUGAACCUCAGGGAUCAGGAGUCUGUAAAGGUAGUGGGUAUUAAAUAUGAAGUCGGGCCGCCCACUCUGUGCUGCCUCAAACUGGCUCUCCUGGAUCCCACCUCAGGGAAAAUGACCAACGAAUCCUUCAGCUUGAAGUAUCAUGAUAUGCCUGAUGUCAUUGACUUUCUGGUGCUACAACAGUUUUACAAUGAGGCUAAAGAACGCAACUGGCAGCCUGGUCAGCAUUUCAGGAGCAUCAUUGAUGAUGCUUGGUGGUUUGGUUCGGUGGAGUGUCAGGAGCCAUUUCAGUCUGACUAUCCAGACAGCCUCUUUCAGUGCUACAUUGUCAGAUGGGAUAAUGGAGAGAGAGAGAAAAUGAGUCCAUGGGAUAUAGAGCCCAUACCUGAAGAAGCUCCACUUCCAGAGGAACAUGGAGGCAGUGUCCCAGUUACAGAGGACGAGCUGCAGGCCCUGCUGUACACUCCUCAGGAGGGAGAGUGGGGACUGCACACACGAGAUGACGAGUGCGAGAGAGUCAUCACAGCCAUAGAUCAGCUGCUAACGCUCGAUGUGGCAAAGGCAUUCUCCCACCCUGUAGAUUUGAGGGAAUAUCCACUGUACUGCACUGUUGUGUCCUAUCUUACUGACCUUAGCACCAUCAGAACAAGAUUAGUCCACCGUUUCUACAGGCGGAUCUCAGCACUAAUGUGGGAGGUGCGUUACAUUGAACACAACGCUCGAACAUUUAACGAACCGCAGAGCCCUAUCGUCAAAGCAGCCAAAACGGUCAGCAGCGUCCUGCUGCGUUUCAUCAGGGAUCAGACCUGUACUGAUAUCUUGGAUCUCUACGAUAAGAUGAAGAGCGAAUUCAGCAGCGAGGAAGAGGAAGAGGAGACUGUGGAUGUGGACUCGGACACUCCUGGCACCUCCACUGGUCAGAGGAGGUCCAAUAACGUGCCUCAGAAGCGUGGAGUGGUCCUGGAUAUUAGCGCGUGGCACGGACUGUGCAAAGAGCUUCUGAGGAGAAUGAUGGCAAGUUCUGAUUCGGAGCCUUUUCGCCAGCCUGUUGACCUCUUCACCUACCCGGAUUAUCGUGAUAUUAUAGACACUCCAAUGGAUUUAGGCACAGUCUCUGAAACCCUGAUGGGUGGGAACUACGAGAAUCCCAUGGAGUUUGCCAAAGAUGUGCGGCUUAUCUUCAGUAAUUCAAAGGCUUACACGCCCAACAAGAAGUCACGAAUCUUCAGUAUGACUCUGAGUCUGUCAGCGUUCUUUGAGAAUCAGAUCAUUCCCAUAAUCUCAGACUACAAAUCUGCAGUUCAGAAUCAACGUAGGAGUCAACAGAGACUUAGUUGCAGCAAGAAAUUACAGAGCUCCUGUCCCAACAGCCCCAAAGGGAAACAGAAAUCAGGAAAGAAAACUUCCCAGGUGUCUGCAAAAGGCCGCUCACGCAAAUCCUCUCAAGAUUUGAAUGUUGCACAAGUCGAUGAAGACAGUCAGGCAUCCUCUUCAUCCUCAUCCACUUCCUCCUCAUCUUCCUUGUCCUCUUCUUUAGAGCAGGCAGGAGCCAACAGAGUUACACGCAGCCGUGUUGCACCAAACAAAUUCUCAGGUGGCCAUGGCUUACUGCCAAAUGGAGGUCGAAGUUCACGUCGGAGAGGGGCCGUGUUACCUGAAGAGGGAGAGGUCUCUGAAUGUGAGAGCACCAGCUCAUCGUCAUCCUCAACAUCUGCAUCAUCAUCCUCUUCCGGAACCUCAUCGUCUUCGUCCGAGAGUGACGACAGCGGGGCUGAGGUGGGCAGCUUUGCCGACGGCGGCGAUCAUGACUACAGCAAAGCACCCCAACACAAAGAGAAAGGCAAAGCGGCAGCGGCGUCUGUCGAUAACACAAAGAGAAAGCGCAAAGAAGAAGUGCAAACAACUCCUGUGAAACGAGCACGGCUAGCAAAUGAAAGAGAUGAACCCGAGGAGGAACCCGAAGAGGAACCCGAGGAGGAACCCGAAGAGGAACCCGAGGAGGAACCCGAGGAGGAACCCGAGGAGGAACCUGAGGAGGAAGAGGAGGAACCUGAGGAGGAGCUUGAUGAGGAAGAGGAGGAGUCGGAGGAGGAGGAAGACAAUGUAAUUUCGUCAUCAACAAAAACUGGAAGUCAGAGGUCAAAUCAAAGGACUCCAAAGUCAGGGCGGGUUAACACUCGUAACCAGGGUCGAAGGACCGUUCUGUACAACGAUGACUCUGAGGACGAGGGGCCAACGACAGACCCACUGAAUCUGGGAAUGUCGCGUUCUGGAAGGGUCCGUCGCAUGACUGAACGUGCAAGGGUCAGCCAUCUUAUGGGCUGGACACAUUGACAUUUUGUGAUCUUUACACAGACUCACUACAGCGAUACUGCAGGGAUUUUGUUUUUAGGACUGUGUUUUUGAGAUUUGUUUGUUUUUGUUUUUUACUGUUGUUGUCAUCUCAGAAACUUGGAUGUUCACGACUCUUCCUGGACUGUGGUGCUCUCAAACUACCACGCUAUCAACUAAUCGGCCACCUCUGCCUUAUUCUGGUCCAGAGCAGUAAAGAGUCAACUUUUUGUGUUCAUCCUCCCUUUCUCCUCUUGUUUGACUUUGAUUCUUUUGGUUUCUGGCUUGUUUCCCUCCGAGGAAUCUGUUCUGUCAGAAAGAUGGUGCUGCUUUCUUCUCACGUUUUCCAUCUCGCAUUCUUUGCGUACCCUUUUUUACACAGGGGGUCAUUGAGAACACUUAAGUUUACCAUGUAAUUCAACUAACUUGACUUUACUAUUCAAUCAGGUUAUGCAUUUACCUCUGUUCAAGAAUUUAAUCAAUUUUGGUGCAGGUGCAACCUCUGAGAUGCAUUAACUACUUCCAGAUCACUCAUGGUAAUCCUCAUCCAUUUGAGCACAGACACGAGGAGGAUUAUGGGAAAUGUAGGAGAAAAUGCACUUCUCCCUUCUCUUGUUCAAAUAUACAAAAACACUUCAGACUGUUUUUACAGGAUAUAUUUAUAUUUUUCCACUCUUGUAUGAUUCACUUUGAUUCAUUCUUAUCUUGCAGUAAGGAGAACAUUAGUAUUGAUAAUGUUUGCACAUUUUAUGUCAAGUAUAUGUGGCAGCUGAUUGGUGGAUCUGAGGUGAUGUCUGAAUCCUGGACUCUGACUGCUUCAGAUAUAAUGUAAAUUGAAGCUAUCUGAAGAGCAACUGUUUGUUUUCUCCCCUUUUUUUUUACUUUUUAAAAUGUUUUUUUUCCUCUCUCUCUUUUUUUUUUCUCUCUCCCUCUCGCUCUUGCUCUCUCUCUCGCUCUCUCUCUCUCUCUGUCAUUAUCAUGAAAGACAGAAAAGGCUGUUAUGUUUUAAACAAGGAAGAUGAAAAGAAAGCUUCUCUGGAAAUCAUCUUAUGUGAUCGUAAUCAAUGGUAAUGUUUCACUGGUGUAUUUUCAGGAUGACGAAGACUAAGCAAUAUAAAUUGAAGAGCUCAUGAGUUGAAUCUGAGUUUGGUUCGGUUAUGAAUUUUUUUUAAAACAUUGAUACAUCUCUCUCUUCUCUUCUCUUCUCUUCUCUUCUCU
Molecule: messenger RNA, 6753 nt
Organism: Carassius carassius (crucian carp)
Lineage: Eukaryota; Metazoa; Chordata; Actinopteri; Cypriniformes; Cyprinidae
Product: bromodomain and WD repeat-containing protein 3-like
Exons: 40
Coding region: 265-5538 (1757 amino acids)
Biological process (GO): regulation of cell shape; cytoskeleton organization; regulation of transcription by RNA polymerase II
Cellular component (GO): nucleus
Molecular function (GO): protein binding
Source: RefSeq, a predicted model, not a curated record